Molecule: messenger RNA, 2026 nt
Organism: Baudoinia panamericana UAMH 10762
Lineage: Eukaryota; Fungi; Ascomycota; Dothideomycetes; Mycosphaerellales; Teratosphaeriaceae
Exons: 3
Coding region: 1-1881 (626 amino acids)
Source: RefSeq, a predicted model, not a curated record
AUGUCUAACUUCGAGCAGAACCCUUCCGACCUUCAUGAGGACUACUUCACAGAGCAGGAAGCUCACUACUUCGGCAGGACCGCAGUAGGCAUGCGAGACACACUCCGCCCUCCUCCGCGAGUGGAUAGCAGGAGUACAGAUCCAGCGCCGCCUUCGAAAGACAAGAGGUACGUUCCGGGAGCGGUCGUUGCAGCGCAAGCGGCCGCCGCGAAACUGAGUACGCGGACCCAAGAGGGACCGUAUCCUGCUAUCCAGCAAGCGGCUCUAAAGCUAGGUGCGGAGAGACCGUACCCUGCCAUUCAACAUACCUCUGACACUACUGACGCUUCACCUGCAGGAGCUCAAGCCUCGACAUACAAGCCUAUCAUCUCGCGCAGACCGGUUGGGGCGCCGAAGCAAGAAUUCAAGCCGCUCGACAUGUCGGACAGCGCUUACGCUCCGAAGCCCGCCACCGCUGCAGACCAUGGCAAGCAAAUCCGCACCAUCUACACCAACUCUGAGGGCAAGUUCGAUCCGGCAACGAUAAGGUCAGAGUCUGCUUCUCGCUUCACUCCCCCUCCGUCUCCUCUCACGUCGCAGACGCCAGAUAUCUCGCGGCCUCGUCCCUCGUCAAGAGGAGGCUCGUUCAUGAGUUUCGGUAGGUCUGAUCGUGCUGACACAGACAGCAGCAACGGUCGUAGCAGCAAUACCCGCCGCGGGAUCAUCUCGGACUCAUUCAAGAACCUUGGGCGCCGCCUGAGCAACUCUUUCCAGCACAAGGCUGCCAUCCUCAACGCUGGGCCAGAUGACCGCAAGGUUUACGUUCAGGAGAAGGAGCGUCAAGUCAACCCGCAGCCCCGGGCUUCCGCACAGACUGGGAGAGAUACUGUUGACUUCCUCAACAAGCUCAGUCUUGCCGAGGUCGAGCCUGAGAAGCAGAAUGGUAUGUCCAAUGCCCUCAGCUUCGGUGACAAGGCGGCGCUUAAGGCGUCGGAGUUGCUUGACCCCAUUAAAAGGCGUGAGCGAAGCGGUACAAUGGAUUCUGACAUGUCUUUUGCAGAUUGCGCACCGCCAGACGCGAUCGAGAAGUGCUCCCGGUGCAGUCAGCCGCCGACGGGCUACCUCCGUAAGGAUGGCGUCUGCGAUGGCUGCCACGUCUACGACCGCUUCCUGUUGUCCCCUUGUUCCGUCGUUCUUGGAUUUCCACGGCAAAGCCUGGUUCACGCGCAUAGAGAUCCGUUGGAAACUGAUCUUAGAUCUAACGCAGUGCCUCUGAUAGCACAGUCAGAGGAGUAUAGUCCGCCAUACAUCCACGUAGCCGGCACGCACCGACUUCGAAAGCUGCGGAAUACCAUCUAUGAGGAUCCCGGAAAUCCGUGGUUCGAAGUCGAAUACGGAUCUCAUGAUGGGCCUACCUUCACGGUGCCAUCAAAAUCGAAUCAGGUGCAAUCACUUGGUUCAAUUGACAAGAAUGGCACCGGAUCCGGCCAGCCAGUCCCGAAUAGUGAAACCGCAGCAGCGGAGUCGAAGCUGCCUAACGGCAGACCUUUCGAUGAUGCCGAUGAGUCGCCUGUCGUCCCGCCCACUCCCAGACGACCCGUGUCUGAACCAAAGACCAUACAUGCACGGAUUCCUCAAUGGCCGAUACCAUCUCUGAAGCCUCAAAGUCAUCGGCGGUCCGUGUCCGUGGCUGUGGUACCCAAUACGUCAGUAGCAGAACAAACGGAGGAGAGUCAAUACGUGUCUCCGCGAGCAAGUUGGAGGAGAGACAGCAUUCCCGCGAGCCACCUACCGGAAAUUAAGAAGAUGGAGGCGAAGCAAGAAGCACGGGAUACGAGGUUCUAUGGUUUCUACGAUGACAUAUUGAAUGAUUACAACAGAAGGAGAGAGAGCAGGCUGUGAUGAAAGUGUGAUGGGAAUUGAGAAGCAGUCACUAGACCCGUACGUUCAUCUUAUCGUCGACGUUCUUCGGUUACCGGAUCUUGAGGCUCCCCAUAGCGUUGAGAUUGCUGGUGGUUUGUCUGUGAGGGAUGGUGAGCAACGUGAU